CACGCAGCCCGUUUAAACGCUGCGGCUCCGUUUCCUCCGCUCAGAGUGGGAGCCGCGGCAGGAAGCUGCAGUCCGCCGGGAGGUCGUUUGAUACGAGGACGGAAAAACUUUAAAAAGCUCACUUCCUGUCGCCGACCUGCCAGCCGCCUGCAGAGAGACGGUGACGCGCUGCAGCUCGCACUGCAAGGAAACCUGGAAAAUCCUGAUUUAACCUGGAAAAUCCUGAUUUAACCUGGAGAAUCCAGAUUUUUCCUGAUCGUUCCUGGAGGAGCCAUCAUCAGACAUGUCUCCUUUCCUGCGGAUCGGCUUCUCCAACUUUGAGAUCGAUCCCGGCUUGGCGUACUACGAGGAGGUGCUGAACCCGUACUGCGCCGUCUACAUGAAGGAGGCCGUGGACACAGAGAAGGGCCAGGUGUACAAGCAGAAGAAGCCCACCAUGUACCCGCCGUGGAGCUCCACGUUCGACGCCCACGUCCACCGCGGCCGCAUCAUGCACGUCAUGGUGAAGGACCGGACGGUGGAGCUGCGGUCCGAGGCCACCGUGGCGCUGGACUCCCUGGCCACGCGCUGCAAGAAGGAGAACGGCAAGCUGGAGAUCUGGCUGGAGAUGAAGCCGCAGGGCCGCCUGCUGAUGGAGGCCCGGUACUACCUGGAGAAGAGCGACGCUGUGGGUCAGGCCGGCGCCGACCCGGACUCGGAGCACGGCAGAGACGGCCUGUUCACGCUGCAUCAGCGGCGCGGCGCCAUCAAGCAGGCCAAAAUUCACCUGGUGAAGUGUCACGAGUUCAGCGCCACCUUCUUCCCUCAGCCCACCUUCUGCUCCGUCUGCAAGGAGUUCGUCUGGGGUCUGAACAAGCAGGGCUACCAGUGCAGACAAUGCAACGCUGCCAUCCACAAGAAAUGCAUCGACAAGGUCAUCGCCAAAUGCACCGGGUCGGCGGUGAACAGCAAGGAGACCAUGAUCCAUAAGGAGCGCUUCAAGAUCGACAUGCCGCACCGCUUCAAGGUGUACAACUACAAGAGCCCCACCUUCUGCCAGCACUGUGGCACCCUGCUGUGGGGGCUGGCAAAGCAGGGGCUGAAAUGUGAGGAGUGCAGCAUGAACAUUCACCAUAAAUGCCAGAAGAAGGUGGCGAACCUCUGCGGCGUCAACCAGAAGCUGAUGGCUGAAGCUCUGGCCGUCAUCGAGAGCCAGCAGCAGGCGAGAAGUACUAAAGACGGUGACAUCAUGGGUCGAGAAGGUCCAGUGGGCAUUGGCCAGCCGGGCGUGGUUCGGGCGCCGUCCGGGUUGGUACCGGGUCUGCCCGUCACGCCGGCGCCUGCUAGCAAAGAUCCGACGGGCGUUUUGUGGGAAGGGCCGACCGAGGUGAGCAGGCCGGCCCCGGAGGAGCCGCUGUACGCCGUCCCAAAGAAGGACCAUCAGCAGAAGUUCAGCAUCGACGACUUCAUCCUGCACAAGAUGCUGGGCAAAGGAAGCUUCGGAAAGGUGUUUCUGGCCGAGCUGAAGAGGAGCGGGAAGUUUUUUGCUGUGAAGGCUCUGAAGAAGGACGUGGUGCUGAUGGACGACGAUGUGGAGUGUACGCUGGUGGAGAGGAGGGUUCUGUCUCUGGCCUGGGAGAAUCCGUUCCUCACACACCUGUACUGCACCUUCCAGACCAAGGAGAACCUCUUCUUCGUGAUGGAGUAUCUGAACGGAGGAGAUCUCAUGUUCCACAUCCAGACCUGCCACAAGUUCGACCUGCACAGAGCCACGUUCUACGCAGCCGAGAUCGUCUGCGGCCUCCAGUUCCUGCACUCCAAGGGAAUCAUCUACAGAGACCUGAAGCUGGACAACGUCCUGCUGGACUCGGACGGACACAUAAAGAUCGCCGACUUCGGGAUGUGUAAGGAGAACAUGCAGGACGACCUGCGGACCUCCACCUUCUGCGGGACGCCGGAUUACAUCGCCCCGGAGAUCCUGCUGGGCCAGAAAUACAACAGCUCAGUGGACUGGUGGUCCUUCGGGGUUCUGCUCUACGAGAUGCUGAUCGGUCAGUCGCCGUUCCACGGCCGCGACGAGGAGGAGCUCUUCCAGUCCAUCCGGACCGACUCGCCCAUCUAUCCCAGCUGGCUCACCAAGACAGCCAGAGACAUUCUAGUCAAGCUGUUUGUCCGGGAGCCGGAGGAACGACUGGGAGUGAAGGGAAGCAUCCGGCAGCACGGCUUCUUCAGCAGCACGGACUGGAGCGCCCUGGAGCAGCGGCAGGUGGCGCCGCCCUUCAGGCCCACACUGACGUCACCAAGCGACUGCAGCAACUUUGACAAGGAGUUCAUCAACGAGAAGCCGAAGCUGUCGUGUGCCGACCGGACGCUCAUCAACAGCGUGGACCAGACCAUGUUCAGGAACUUCUCCUUCGUCAACCCAGGGAUGGCCCGUAUCGCCGCCCGCUGACCCAAAGUACCAACACUGGCUGAAACCGAGUCAAACUAAAUCUACAGACUGUGAAUGCCAACGAAGAUGAACCCGUCAACCCCAGUGGGACUGGACUGUGGAACCAGGCAGAUCCGGUUUGUUCUGAGGUUCCUCCUAACUGUGAUCCUCCUGAGACCCAGAUCCAUUUUCUCCUCAUUAGAACUGUUCAUGGAUUUAUUAUGAAUCUCAAUGCAUUUGUUUUCCAGACUGAACCCUGAAGGCUUUAGUUACUCAUUUAUUCAUGGAUUUCAUGUUCCUCCAGUUUAACACAGACGUUCAAACAGCCAGUAAAUUAGUGGGACUUGAAAAACUUUUAAGAGUUACAGCACAGUCUGUAAUUAAUCACAUUUAAUUAGACAUAUCUAAUAAAUAAGCAAUAUUCUUAUUUCAAAAGCAAUUUCUGCUGCUAAUUUACUGAAUAAAUAGACAUCUAACCUCAGUAACAAAUAUUAUUUUUAAUCUGUUAGGUUAUUAAACCAUCAGAUUGAAGCAAAGUGCUGUUCUAGCCAUUUAGCUUUCAAUUUAAAAAAAAUAAUUCUGUUGGAAUGCAGAAGCUGACAUGAUUGGGAACGUCUGUGCUGCUGCGACAUGUUUAGCACUGAGAUGCUACUUUAGGCUUGAAAAGCUAGGCUAACUGCUUUUAGCACAAUUUGAACACAAGUCUUUUCCAGCGUCCCAUCGUGUCGGCUUGAAACAGAAAUUAACCGCCAGUGGGCCGAGAGAAGCGGCUUUGCUGAUGCCGCUUGUACGUCAGAUUUAAGGGCGUACCAGAAACGCGAGGUCGCCGGAACCUUCGUAUGUUAAAAAAAAUGCGGCUAAUAUAUUUAACGCGUUAAAAUCCGUCAUUAAUUAUCGACAAUAACGCGUUAAGGUCCCGAGCCUAAAAUUAAAACAAUAAUCGGUCUGAUAUUCAGCUGCCGUUAGCGGCCGCAUCUAUAUUUCCAUCUACUCGAUUAGCAUUAGCUAACAGAGUAACUCUGGAUUAGCAUUAGCUAGUAACAGGACAACUCCUUCCUUAUAGACCAUAUGGAUCACAUUGGACCGCAGUUACUGUAAAUAAAUACCUCUAAAAGUAAAAUAAGAGCCUGAAUAUGGUGCUGAUCACUGAGUUUAAGAGUUUAUUCCUCUGUUUUAUGUUCAUGAAAACAUGUCAGACUUUUCUCCUCCGAGUCUCGGGAGGAUUUCUGGUUCCUCAUAAUGUGUAAAUAAAACUUACAUGUGAUGAAUUAUCUUGAGAUAAAGUUAGAUGUAAAUAAGUGAGCUGUACUGUAGUCGUGGACGGUUUCACUCCAGAUCCUGUAUAUUAUAUUAAUAAAGUAAGUUUGUUUUUAAAUGUU
Poecilia latipinna (sailfin molly) is the source of this 3789-nucleotide messenger RNA. RefSeq names its product protein kinase C, theta (gene prkcq). Gene Ontology annotation, molecular function: diacylglycerol-dependent serine/threonine kinase activity; ATP binding. The transcript is spliced from 18 exons. The coding region runs from base 284 to 2431 and encodes 715 amino acids. NCBI's taxonomy places the organism in Eukaryota, Metazoa, Chordata, Actinopteri, Cyprinodontiformes, Poeciliidae. The record is from RefSeq and is a predicted model, not a curated record. Gene Ontology annotation, biological process: protein phosphorylation.